Molecule: messenger RNA, 651 nt
Organism: Fulvia fulva
Lineage: Eukaryota; Fungi; Ascomycota; Dothideomycetes; Mycosphaerellales; Mycosphaerellaceae
Product: L-pipecolate oxidase
Exons: 1
Coding region: 1-651 (216 amino acids)
Molecular function (GO): flavin adenine dinucleotide binding; sarcosine oxidase activity
Source: RefSeq, a predicted model, not a curated record
AUGAAGACCAAGAACCGCGUCUCCGGUAUAGUGACCACCGGCAUCGAACGGCACUCCGCCCAUCUAGUCCUGCUAGCCUGCGGCGGCUGGACGCCCUCCCUCCUCCCCGAGGCUGAGAAUCUCCUCGAGACGACAGGCGGGCGCGUCCUAAGCAUCCAACUUCCACCUAACCGAAAAGACCUCUGGGACAAGUACAGCGAAGAGAACUUCCCCGUCUGGUCCUGGAACAUGGGAUCCUACAAAGUGCCCGGCGAAUCCAUCGGUGGGAUCUACGGCAUGCCAAGGACGCCGGAGGGGGUGGUCAAGGUAGCGUUUCGUGGUGCGAAGUGGACUUCUUACACACGGCAUACUUCCACCGGCGAAGCACUAUCGUACCCAGAAACGGGCACUGAUCAGAUCCCUGCCGAAGCAAUGCGCGUCAUCAGAACCUUCGUCGCAGAGAAUAUGCCCGACCUCUUGGAGCUGGAUUUGUCGAAUUGUAGGCUGUGUUGGUAUACUGAUUCGGUGGAUAACAGUUUCCUAAUAGACUACGUCCCGGGAACCGAAGGGCUCGUCGUGGCGAGUGGUGGGAGUGGGCAUGGCUUUAAGUUCUUGCCUGUGCUGGGGGAGCAUAUUGUGGAUGUCAGAGAGGAGGGACACAGCUUAUACUAG